GUGGAUGACAGCAAAACGACCGAGUCCGGCACCAGCGUCGGUGCUUGACGUUGCCGACGUGGUCGUCACCAUCGUCCAAUGCACACCGUCGCCCACGGACGUGACUUCCUUUCUACAAGCGCUGCCACCAGCGACAUUGACGCCACCUCUCGCAGCCCUCCGCCAGUUCCUCAGCUCACUGGAGCCAUCGAUGGCGAGCUACGUCUGGCCACGACCAAACCUCUGUGACGCCAACGAUACCCUUCUUGUCGCUGCCAUGUCCAUCUUCAACUCGGUGUGCAUUGGUGGCUACUCGCCACGCAGACACUCGUCUUCGGGCGAGGCCAUUUAUACGCGCCUUCGUGGCACACCGGUACCGGAUCGUGUCCGUUUCGACAAAGCUUUCUGCCGCUUUGUCGCCAACUGGACAGCAAAGGUGACGCACGUCGAGCUUCUCGAGAGCCCUUCUGUAGACCACCGCGAGGCGUGCUACAGCAUGCUGCGGCAGUGCACCAGUCUCCAGCACGCACACCUUCCGUGUGAGACCCCGCUUCUCGAGGCCAUCACGACACCGGCCCACCGCGUGUCGGAGCUGAACCUCUCUUUCAACAAACGCUGGCUAGCAUCGGGCUACGCGCGGCGACUGGCCCUUGCAUCGUUUACGACCCCCGAUGCUCGUCUCGCGCUGGCGCUGUCGUCGUCGACUCUCUCGGGCCUCGCAUUGGACGUAUCCCCCGGCGCUCUUCAGAGCCUCAUUGAGAAUGGCGUCCAUUUGAGGCACCUCAAGGAGCUCAACCUCAACGCCGGCGUCCGUUCGGCAAAGGGGUUUCGCCAGCUCGCGCCGGUGCUCGACCUCCCAAUGAUCGAGCAGCUCACACUCACCAGCAAGCGCGACGGCGCGUACUGCAUGUCUGUGCUGCCUCGCAUGACAUCGCUUCAAGACCUCUCGCUCAUCGACGUCGACCUCACCAAAGGCGAAAUGCCGCGACGAUGCGGCCCAUCCGUGCUUCGUCACGCGCACUUUGAUCGCGUCAAAUUUUCAACAGCCAACUUCGACGCCGUGCUUGGCUGGGCCCUUGGCUCCCCGCAGCUCGAGUCGAUGGCGUGGUCGAACUGCAGCCACAUCAAAAAGCAUAUCGACCAAGCGGCUCGUGCGAUGCAGCUGUGCAUUGCGGCCGGUGUGCGCCGCAUGAGCUUUGAGAACUGCUAUAUCGACCGCCAUGGCGCGAAAGUGCUCGCCGACGCCUUGGCAGGCACCCACGCCCGAGAGCCGUUCGAGAUGGACCUCUCGCGCAAUACCUUUACGGCCCUCGGACAAAGCUGCCUCACCAAUGCGCUGGUAACAUGCACGAACGUGACGAUCCACCUACGUGGCGAAGUGCCCCAGUAUUUUUCCGGUAAGGAUCGAGUGCACGCCACGACGAUCGGCGUCACCAUCCGCUGCGAGGGGCUCGCCAUCUUUGUUUGCAGUCCCACGCCACCUCCGCUAUCGACGUCCGCCUAAAUGGUCGACAGCUCAUGAAUCGAAUGUGUCCCUCCCUGCAAUUGUCAAAGUUUGUCUUGGUUGGUGC
Saprolegnia parasitica CBS 223.65 is the source of this 1550-nucleotide messenger RNA. RefSeq lists its product as hypothetical. NCBI's taxonomy places the organism in Eukaryota, Oomycota, Saprolegniomycetes, Saprolegniales, Saprolegniaceae. The coding region runs from base 5 to 1483 and encodes 492 amino acids. The record is from RefSeq and is a predicted model, not a curated record. The transcript has 2 exons.